Molecule: messenger RNA, 612 nt
Organism: Fraxinus pennsylvanica
Lineage: Eukaryota; Viridiplantae; Streptophyta; Magnoliopsida; Lamiales; Oleaceae
Source: the annotation of a GenBank genome assembly
AUGGAUUUGCUGCAAUCGUCCAUAGACCCAGACAUGGAUAAAGAGGAAGAUGAAGUUGAACCCAAAUCGGAGCUCCAACCUGAAACAUCAGACCAAGACCCGUCUCCAGAUUCCUCUCCUAUUUGGAUCUCCUUCCCUUCCAAAUCCGCUGCUCCGAGAGUCAAUGACACUAUGCUGUCUUUUACUGUCGCUGGCAAGGUACAAUCUGAGGCUCAAAAACCCUUAAAUCCGACCGAGUAUGUUGUUUCGUUCAACCCCACGUAUGACCAACUUGGACCCCCGUCAUUGGCCCGACCCAUCCUUACGCCAAGGAUGGGCUUGUGCAAGGCCUCCGAAAUCAUAAGCUUGGAUUUGUUGAGAAUGCUGCUAUUGAGCCAUUUGUGUUUGAUGAACAAUAUAAUACUUUUUAUAAAUUUGGAUAUGAAGCAAAAUGAUGGUGUUUCUGUUUAUAAUAUACUGCAACACGAGCAGAAGAAGCGAAAACUUGAGGAAAAGAAAGAGAUGUUGGAGGAGAUAGAGAAUGAGAGGAAUGAUCUGAUGGAUUUAGCAGAGGUGUAUUAUCCAGCCGCUGAGGCAGAGGUGGAUUUAACAAAAGGAUAUAAAAUUUGUUAA